Colletotrichum spaethianum is the source of this 432-nucleotide messenger RNA. RefSeq lists its product as uncharacterized. Lineage: Eukaryota; Fungi; Ascomycota; Sordariomycetes; Glomerellales; Glomerellaceae. The record is from RefSeq and is a predicted model, not a curated record. The transcript has a single exon. Bases 1 to 432 code for a protein of 143 amino acids.
AUGAACCAGAAGAACAGGAACUGCCUGCUGCGUAUUUAUCUUGGCCGUCGUCGAACAAACAAUCGGGUCGAGGGCGACUUCACUCUGCGGAAUUUUGAGCUUACUUUGGAUAAGAUGGAGAUACUGGGGGUCGACCCCAUGCCAUUCGUCACACCCAUAGCUGAAGCGCUCGCCGUCAUGCACUGGGAAACCCACUAUGACGCUUUCGAUGUCGAGUUUGAUCUAGGCUCGUCGCCAAAGACGAGGACUCGAUGUGUUCAGCCUGGAGAUGAUGCAUCGGUUGAAAUGGCAACCACCUGGAAUCGAGAGCUCGGCGACAACAACCCCAAAUGUCUACAGCGGGCGGUAAACGUUUGGCUUCUUGACUUUAACCAGGUUGGAAAGAUCACACUGAACGAAGAAGGCGUUAAGAAGGCGGUGAGAGGGUUCUGA